AUUCUACGCAGCGCAUCUGUAUGCUGGGAAUCAGCGCUGGGUGUGUUUGUGUGCCGCGUUCGUGCGAUGUGUUAUCAAGAUCCGCUGCUUUAUUCUCACUCGGCGCCGUUUUUCUCUGUCUGUUUAACGUAAUCUCAACUCGCAUAUAUCUCAUCAGAAGAGUACCCAGCCAUUCAGAGUUCACUGGUUUCAAGGAGAGGAUGGCCCAUGUGGAGGAAGCCCACACUGAAGGGGAGAGCAGCCCUCAGAUGGUCUCCUUAAGGUCAGAUGUGUCGGUGAGCCAAGGGAACGAUGGAGAAGUGGGACCAUCCAUGAGGAGGAAGAGGAGGAAGAAGAAAGAGCCCCGUCCAGAGUCCAUCAUCGUGUACCGCUCUGAAAUGGAGAGAGCACCAGGAGAGGAGCAGAGCGGGGAGGAGGGAGGAGAAAGGACCCUGGAGGAAGGAGCCAAGUUCCUGGGAACACCAACAGGAGAAGGAGGAGACUGGAACCUGCCUCCAGACAGCCGGUAUGUCACGCUUACUGGCACUAUCACAAGAGGAAAGAAGAAGGGUCAGGUGGUGGAUAUACAUGUGACUUUGACAGAGAGGGAAAUCAGGGAUCUGGCCAAGUCCAAGGAGCGUCUCAAUGCAGAGUGCGAGGCCGGAGAAGGGUCCAAACGCAACUGUACCUUAGGAGUGUGCCAGGGACCCCACGUAGUGCUGUGGACCAUCUCCUGCGCUCCUGUGGUUUUUCUCCUUUCCUUCAUCACCUCCUUCUACUACGGCACGCUCACCUGGUACAAUGUCUUCCUAGUGUACAACGAGGAGCGGACGUUCUGGCACAAGAUUACCAUUUGCCCCUUUCUCAUCAUCUUCUACCCUGUGCUCAUUAUGCCAGUGGCGCUGUCUCUGGCUCUGUACUCAGCCGUGGUGCAGGUGUCCUGGGCCUUCAGUGAGUGGUGGCAGGUGGUGCGAGACCUGGAGAAAGGCUUUUGUGGCUGGGCUUGUGGGAAGUUGGGGCUGGAGGACUGCUCACCUUACAGCAUUGUGGAGCUACUAGACUCAGACACGGUUUCUGGGACUCUGCAGAGCAAGGCGCCCAGUGAAAUCGCUCAGACAUCAUCAGUUUGAAGAAGCGGAUGCUGAUUUCAUGGCACAUUGUGCCUGGUAAUGAUAUUCAUUGGGUCUUUUCACACUUUGUCAGGUUGCAACCACAAGCUUCAAUGUAUUCUGUUGGUGUCAUAUGUGAUAAAUCAACAUAUGAGUACCUUUAUGCACUUAAAGCUGCAGACAAGUUUUAGUAUAUCUUGACAGGUUUUGCACAUCUUGAGAAGCAGUUUCUCCAGAGUUAACAUUCUUCUCUAGGUUUUCUACUGUACUAUUUCCCUGCUCAAGUAAUGAACCAGACAGUGUUCUACAAGGUGCUCAAGGUUUGGGUGUUUUAUAAUCUAGACCUGCUUUAUGAUUCUGAGCUUUUUUUUUACCAAUGUCCCUUGACCUUCAUACUGUUUGUCUUUUUUUUAUAUAGCGCCAAUCCACAACACCUGUCAUCUAAAGGCACUUUCCAGAGAUUAUUAAAUCAGAUCCGACUGGUAAACAUUUUCUGUCAAAUUAAAAUCAGCUAAUUGCAUUGAGUAAACAGUAGCCCUUCACACCAAGCAUGCACGUAGCGACAGUGGAGAGAAAAAAACUCCAGGUAAAUAAGAAGAAUCCUCCAGCAGAAGCAGGCUCAGUGUGAGCAGCCGUAUGCUAGGGCUGAUUGGGGGUUCAGGGUGACAGAAGUAGACAUACACUACAAGCGGAGCGCAGAAGCACUGAUCUAUAAGUACUUUCUAUGUAUGAAAAGAUUAUGGUAAACUAACUCCACAAGAACAGACCAGGGCUUCUGGUUACAAUCUUAUUUAUUGCAGUAAACAGUGAAGAAUUGACAUGCUUAUCAUACUUUCAAAUUUAUAUAUAUAUAUAAAUACUGUCUAAAGCAUUAGUUAAAAUACAUUAAUGUUUGUGGUUGUUAUUUGACAAAAGUUGAAAAGAUUUGAGAUAUUUGAACACUUUUGCAGGGCAUUGUGUUUCUUGUGUUUCUGUCGGCAUCUUGUGCCGAUGUCCUCUUAAAUUUUUAUUUCAGUUUCAAAACAAGCACCUGAAAAAUUGAAUUUGUUCAAAUAGAUUUAUUUUGGGAUUUUGUAAAAUUGUAAUUUUUGCAAAAUUCCUAACCUCUUUUCCAUUAUUUAAUAAUUUCCAUUAUUAAGAUUAUUUUUAUUAAAUAAAAAAAAAGACAAAACAAUCAUGUGAAAAAGGUUUGAAAACUAUUUUGUUACACUUUCCUGCAAAGUAGAACUCAGUAUCCACUGCCUGAACUGUCUUUAGGUGCUGAAUAAUUUUUACCCUUAUUUACUAUGAGCGUAUUCGGGGAUCAGGGGUCAGUUUUUAUGUUUACAAGUUAUGUCACUAAACAGCUUCCAGGGAUUACUAAACAGAUCUCAGAGACCUUUCACUACAGCUUGGCCUUGGCUUGUGGAGAUCCAGUAACACCAAAAACUGUACAUCACAUCCAAGCUUCUCCUUUUUCUGUAAAUAUCUUUAGUGGACAUUUGGGAUCGCUGUGAAACGGUGUCAGAAAAAGCAUUAACCUCCACAGCAGCUUCCAUUCGUUUGUGAAGCUGCUGCAAAGACUCAGAUGUUGGAGAUCAAAACACUCUGUUAACACAUUAUCGACUGAAACUACAUUGCCUUAUAAGGAGGCAGUUUUCCAACACCGGUUAUCCAUUGUGUGUCAUUUGUCUUUGGUCGUCAAUCCUAUAAAAAAAAAAAAAUGAAAGCAAGAAAACAAAGCUGCAGCCGUGUUUUUGCUGGUUUUCUAAGAGUCCUUUUAGCAUCAUAGCUUUAAUUAAAGGUUGUGUUAAUUCAUCAGUUAAAAUAUUUUUGUUGCAGCAUAACAAAACCAUUCUAUGCAUAGAGUCUGAUGAAGGUUCACCUGUGUAAUUUUACAUUUACCGGUUUAUUUAUGUAAUGAAAUGGUAUUGAAUAAUACAAUAUAUAUUUUGAAUUAUUUUGCAUUAUUAGAAAAAGGUAAAUAUUGGUAAUAUUGAAAUCAAUUUCAAGGCUCGAACAGAUACGGAGGGUGUCUUUAGUUCCUAAUAGUAUUUAAAAUGUAAAACUUGCUUCAUUUUUAGAAAGUACAUUUCCAAGAACAUGACUGGAUUGGAUUCUAAAUGCUUAAAGACUGUUUUGACGAUCCAUUUUAUUUAUUUAUUUAUUUUUGUCCAGCAUUUUUAUUGUCAUUACACUGUCAUAAAUACAGUGCAACGGAAUUCACUCAUUUAACCCAUCCCUUUGGGUAGCAGUCUGGCAUUACGGAGCCUAAGUGGCAUUCUGUGGGAGUAGGUUUGUAACUCACAACCUCAGGAUACCAAGCUCCAUGCCCCAACCACUCCCCCCUUGAUUUGAUAACUUAGUCUGAUAAAGCCGAAAGCAAUUGUAAGGUCAAGCUAUUAUAUUUGUAUUUUUCAAUUCUGUUUUCUUUCCAUUGAAUUUAACGUAUACACAUUAAUUAGUGUGGACCUCAUUUGCAUUCAUGGAUUAAAAGAAACAUAGAGUCAACCGUUAAAUUAAAGAAAACUGCAAAGGAUUCCUUGACUAUUAGACUUACAUUGAAUCCAAUUUAAAAAGGGAUGCUACAUGACAAAUCCCAUUUAAACAUACAUUUAUUUUUUACUUGUUUAUUAAAGGGUUAGACAUUGGAACAUUAGGAAGGUUUUAAUUUAGUUUUGGCUGAGGAGGACAAAAAAACAUUUUUUUUUUAGUUUCAGACCCAUCAGUCACUGGUCAGAGCUAAGUAUUACCUUUCAUUAUCACAUUGCCAUCCUGUUUAAGCUCCAUCAAAUAAACUGUGUCACCCGAACCUCAUUAUGCUUUUUUUUUGUUAAAAUAUUUGUAGCUUUCUAGUCAGGAAUUUGGUCAGAUUCCUAAAUAUUUAUUCUUUAUGUCAUCCCUUCAUCCUCAUCAUUGAUUUCUGUUAUCCUCUCACAAAUGUUGAAGCUACUGUAUGUGUUUUAUACUCUGGCACUUUGACAUAAUGAAGAAUUCGCUUUAGAUGAAUCGGGUGAUUUAAAUGGUUGGUGAGACGAAUGUUAAAGUGUUUAGGAAUCUUUAUCUAUGAACGAUCUCUAUCUGAGUGUGUUGUUUUUGUUUACAAAGAAAAACAUGUAUGUGGUUUGGGAAUUAAUCUGUUUUCCACAUUACUGUUGAUAAUCCACGCAUUGCAAAACAAUAAAAAAAAAAGAUGCAU
This is a messenger RNA of Cyprinodon variegatus (sheepshead minnow), 4266 nucleotides long. RefSeq names its product transmembrane protein 169 (gene tmem169b). NCBI's taxonomy places the organism in Eukaryota, Metazoa, Chordata, Actinopteri, Cyprinodontiformes, Cyprinodontidae. The record is from RefSeq and is a predicted model, not a curated record. The coding region runs from base 21 to 1109 and encodes 362 amino acids. The transcript has 3 exons.